UGCUGUGCCAGGGUCUGAUACAGACCCGGGACAAGAAGCCCGCUGGCUGCUCCCGCACGGACUCCUCCGUUCUCUCCCCCCAGCCCCUUCUCCCCGCCGGGUUUGGCUGUCGGGGGAGGCGGUGAGCACACUCCGACAGCCCCCCCCGCCGCCGCCGGGCCUGCGCAGGAAGCACCGCGCUCAUCGCCGGACCGGCGGGACCGGCCUGAGCCCCGACACCGGGACCGGCGGCAGGCGGGUGAUAGGGCCCGGUAUCAGGUGCCACCGCCCCUCAGCGCGGUCUCGCCCCUCCCGCUCGGGUUGGGUUUAUCCUUAACCUCCCGCGGGCAGCGGAGCGCGGCCGCAGGCGGGUACCGCUCCCGGUGCCAGCCCCUGCCUCCGCAGCAGGGUGUCCUACCGAGAUGGCAAGUGCCCAAGGGGCAGAACCCGAUGCUGAGGGCACAGCUGAGCCCGAAGAGGCAGUCUAUGAAGAGGUGAUGCCCUGUGAGAGGACAGAGCUGAGCCAGCGGCUGGCCAUUGAGGAGCUCAUCACCACUGAAGCCAGCUAUGUCCACAACAUCCAGCUCUGUGUGUUGGACAUCCGAGCACACCUCCAGAAGAAGCAGCUGCCUGAUCUUGACCUGGAGGGACUCUUCUCUAACACUGAUGACAUCCUCCACGUCUCCAGACGGUUUCUGAAGGGUCUUGAAGCCACAACCACCCAGCAUGAGCAUGAGCAGCUGCUCAGCAUCAGCACCCUGUUCCAGGAGUUCAAGGAGGAGAUGGAGACUGUCUACAAGAUCUACUGUGCCAGCUAUGAUCAUGCUCUCUUGCUGGUGGAGAGCUACCGCAAGGACCCCAGGCUGCAGGAGGAGAUCUUGGAGACCUUGAAUGCAACAGUGCCUCACAUGAGUGCAUCAGACCUCAGCUUCUUCCUGGUGAUGCCAGUGCAGAGGAUCACCAAAUACCCACUGCUGCUGGGGAAGAUCCUGGAGAACACUCCCACCAGUUCCAGUGCCUACCCAGCCCUGCAGGCAGCCGUCCACGCCAUGGCCCAGGUCAACACCAACAUCAACGAGUACAAACGGCGUAGAGAAGUGGCAACCAAAUACAAUAAAGCUGAGCAUCUGACUCUGCGGGACCGCUUGGCACGGCUCAACACGCACUCCAUCGCCAAGAAGACCACGAGGCUGAGCCGGCUCCUCAUGCACGAAGCUGGCAUCGUGGCCAAGACAGAAGACAAAGAAUAUGACAACCUGGAGGAGCAGUUCCAAUGUGUGGUGUCCAGUGUGGCCUUGCUGAAGGAGAACGUGGCAUCCUACCUGGGCCACUUAGAGGCAUUCCUGUUUGCCACUCCACACAAGUGGGAGCUGGAGAUCGACGAGGGACCUGCCCUGCAGUACCGCCGCUUUGCAGAGCACCUCCAUGGCACUGUUUUCCCAGAGUUUAAACGCCGUCUGGACAGGCUGGUCUGCCAGCCCCUCUGCAGCCUCUCAGACAUGCUGGUGGGUCCACAGCAACUGGUCAAGAAGCGGCUGGACAAACUUCUGGACUAUGAGGAGAUACAGGACCGGAAGAAUGAGAUGGGCAGCGUGACGUAUGAUGAGGAGGCAGCCAUGAACACCUACCUUGCCAUCAAUGCCUUGCUUGUGGCAGAGCUACCACUGUUUAACCAGGUGGCUCUGCAGCUCCUGGGGCAGAUACUGUGCUCCCUCAGCACCCUGCAAUGGGACCUGGCUGCCCAGGUCCUGCACCAGGCAGAAAAGGAGUUGGAACAGCUGCCCCAUGGCCACAUGCCCCUGCCCAGUUUCUGGAAGAUGGUACAAGACACUCUGCAGCAGUCUGGCACUCAGCUCCAGACCUUCUGCCAGACUUUUGAGACAGUCACACCGAGCCCUGUGACACAGCCUCUGAACCCCGCUGAGGAGCGAAAGGUCCUUUCUCUUGUGAGCAGACAUGGACCAGACAAGCUUUAUCAAGUUACAAGCAACAUCAGUGGCAGCAAAGACUUGGACCUGACCUUGCAAAGAGGACAAAUUGUAGCUCUGCUGCAAAGUGUGGACACUAAGGGGAACACAAGCAGAUGGCUGGUGGAUGCUGGAGGUCCCCGAGGGUUUGUGCCUGCUGGAAAACUCCAGCCCUAUUGCCCAGUACAAAGCCAGCAGCCUGGGAUUCAGAUGCCAGCCCUGGAGACCAGCACAGAGAGAAGGCGACAUUCGUAUGCAUUUCCUGAAGCUCCCAAGCCCCAUGUGGCCACCUUCACUCCAGCUUUCCAGGUGGUCGCUGGAUUCUCCUUCACAGCCAGGAGUCCACAGGAGGUGACCCUCCAGGCAGGGCAGCCCGUGGUGGUGCUGGAGCCACACGAUAAGAAGGGGAGCACAGAGUGGAGCCUGGUGGAAGUGAAUGGCCAAAGGGGCUACGUGCCCUCCAGCUACCUGGUGACCAUCCCAGUGCAGGAGCCCAUGGGCUGGAGCUUGCCCGUGUGAUCACAGCUGAUCCACACCCCUGGGCGAAGGCUUUGUCAGAUGAGAGCCCUCUGCUUAGCAUCCCAGGACUCAGAGAUGCUGGAAAGGGGUGGCCCUGGGCUGGGAGGAUGGUGGGAAGCAGAAUAUGGCCCAGGCAACGUGGCUGUGAGGGAUGGCAGAUGAGAGGCACUUGUGAUGGGUAGAUGUGAGAGUGCCACACAUGAUCCAUGUUUGCACUAAGGAGAGCAGCAUGAAGGAGUGAGGGCAGGUGGCUGUAGUUUUCCAGGGAUUUGCUGACAUUCAUGUCAGUGACAAAACUGUCCCUAGAGGUGAUGAGACAGCAUUGUCCUCAAUGAGAUCAGGAUCAAGCUGCAAUGGGUGCAGCAUUGCAAAAGGGGUCUUCAGCCUGGCAUGGAGCAUCUGAGGCUCUUGGAAGAGGGCUCCUGGGACAGUGCUGGUAUGAGCACAGAGACUGAAGUGGAGCAGCUCUGGAGACACAGCUCCUCCUCCUCACCAGGCACUGCAUGGUGGCCACCCAGAUGUGCCCUUGUGAUCCCCUUGGCAGCACAGCCUUCAUGUCCUGCUAAAGGGCACAGCAAGGCCAGCUUGUGCCCAGCCACACUAUCAGCUGGGGGAGGAUCCCAGGCUGAGUUCCCAGCCUUCCUGGACACUGAGCACCACUCCUGGCCUCAGUUUCUCCCUGUGCAGUAAGGCUGAUGCUGCUCACCCCUUUGAGAGGCACUUUGAGCUCUGAUGAUGAGAAGUGCUCUGUACACUACUGAUGCUACAUUGUGUGACUGAUGUGCUGACAUUAUAACACAUUGUGCUGUUUCUCUGCCCCAGCUGUGCUUAGUGGUCAUGCCUGACCUAAGGCUUGGGCCUUAGGCAACACAGCUCUGUGCCUCCGUUUCCCCAUGGCUUAAUAGGAU
Messenger RNA from Calypte anna (Anna's hummingbird), 3373 nucleotides. It is a transcript of the gene ARHGEF37, whose product is annotated as Rho guanine nucleotide exchange factor 37. The record is from RefSeq and is a predicted model, not a curated record. Gene Ontology annotation, molecular function: protein binding; guanyl-nucleotide exchange factor activity. Gene Ontology annotation, cellular component: cytoplasm. The transcript has 13 exons. Lineage: Eukaryota; Metazoa; Chordata; Aves; Apodiformes; Trochilidae. The coding region runs from base 402 to 2465 and encodes 687 amino acids.